UUCACUCGGAUUAAACAUAAAAAGAGUAAACAUGAUUGAUUACCGACUUAUGUACGACUACUGGCUCGCCUCACGCCGAUCAUGUUUCAGCACUAUUAGCGAUAAAGGCUACAUAUAAAACGCACUGUGCUAACUCCUAUGAUGGCAUGUGAUGCUUCGUGUCAUGAUACAUGCCAUUUAGUUCACGAGGACAUGUGCCUCGACAGAGCACAAACCCUGUCAUGUGGACCGAGCUUAUUGUAUCUCCCGUGGGAGGACGUUCUCUGUCGAUACGUUUUAUGUCGGUUAUCCUUACAUGACCUCUUCCGCCUUCGACAGGUCAACCGCGCAGCCGCUGAGCUGGUCAAGGCCUUCUUCGGACGUCGUCUCCAGGUGGACCUGACACACUACGCCGGCCGCAUCCCCGCGCGCAGCUUCCACACGAUCGUCGACGGCAACCGCGUGCUGCGCACGCUCGUGCUCGCCAACUGCCGCGACUGGCUUGACGACAGCGUGCUCUGUGGUGUGAUCACAUGCUGCCCGCGCCUGCAACACGUCGACGUGAGCGGAUGCUCGCGGCUCACGGAUGCCACGCCACGCGCGCUCGCCGCGGGAUGUCCCGACCUCGACGCUGUCGUCAUGAGGGACUGUCACUGGCUGAGCGCGAGCGCGCUGGCCGCGCUGGCGCUGGGGUGUCGGCGUCUCCAGCGCAUCGACGUCGAGUCAUGCUGGGCUGUCGACGAUGCGGCGAUCAAGGUUGUGCUGGCGGCCUGCUGCAGGCUGCAGAAUUUGUCAUUGUGUAAGAUCUAUGGCAUAACAGAUGCGACGAUUCGGGAGAUAGCCUACUGCCGGACGCCCCUGACGGACCUCAAUAUAUCAGGCUGCUGGCGAGUCACAGACGACUCGAUAAGGGUGCUAGCCGAGUACUGUCAGACACUACAGGUGCUGCGUGUGAUGGACUGUCGCGACAUCACCGAGGCAACGCUUGCCAGGUUGCGGCUGCGUGGGGUACUUGUCGAUCGAGCAAGGCCUAGCUACAUUCCUCUACAAGGCGAGUCGAGCAGUGAGGCUUACUUGAAGAUGCUAAUGCACCGACUCCACCUGCAGAUCUAGCUAUCAUUCUGUAUUAGUGAUUCUCGGAGUGAGGAGGUGAAGACUGUUACUCUGUUUGAUAGCAUUGAUAGCUAGGUAGGUGACGUCUAGAUGAUCCUGUGAUCUAGACCGAAUAAUUCUGUCCCAUAUAACCUUUUUUAUAUUUUGGUGAGGGUUAUAUUGGGUAGAAUAUAGCCAAUAUAACCCUCACCAAAAUAUAAAAAAGGUUAUAUGGGACAGAAUUAUUCGGUCUACCUGUGAUCUUGCCUAAUCAUUUUCUGCCUGUGUGAGUGUGGUCAGCACUAACAAAGCGAGAAAGAAGAGGUUGAUAGGGAGAGAAUGAGAGAAAGACAAGAGAAGAGAGAAUGAGAGAAAGACACAGAGUGAGAUAGAGAAGAGUGAAAGAGAGAUAUUUAUUAGGUAAUGAACUAAUUUGCAUUGGAAGUUUGUCCAAUUAGACUAUGAGGUGCCGCUAGCACGUAGAAAUUGAUCAACCCGUGAUGUUUUAUGAUCCAGUCAGUCCACACAAUAAUACCAUACGAAUAUUAUAAUAUAAUGUUAUAAUAACCUAUAUAAUAAUAUAUUAGACAAGUUUAUGAGCGAUAGAUGGCGCCACGCACGCAUGACUUCUAUUAUUACACAAUUCGUGUUUUUGGAAUGACUCUAAUUGCGUAUUCACGUAAUCACAUAAUGAGAAAAUGUAGCUACAAUAACAUCUACUUGAAAUCCGUAGUUUAUGUGAUGCCCCCUUCUGGCGUUGAUGCAAAAUGUUGGUUAUUAAAAUUCAAGUUGAUUCCACUUGUGUAGGGGCAAUCAGAGGCAAUAAAAUGUGUUAAGAACUUGUGGAUGACUCGGAAGACAAUAAGGUGCCUCAAUUAAAAUCAGCCAUAUCGCUGUCUUUUGAAUUCUAAACGUAAAUUUGAUCACAUAAAUCACUUCUACUUUAGAUAUAUAACGACAAAAUUGUAUCACUUCUAAUUAUACUGAUAUAUUUUUGAUAGCAGGUAUAUGAUCCUUCUGUAUACCGGAAUUAGUGAAAUUGUACCCUUACCCCCACUAUUGAGACAUUGUCCCAAUGAACUGUGUACAUAAAUUUGAUAUUAGAAGCACAAAGAUGUAGUUGUGGGUACUAUAGCUUGACUGGCACUUUAAAUUUACCCCUCCUAUAACAAAGAAUGAAACGACUGGAAUUGGAAUUUCGUCUGCUUAAGUGCAUGACGCUACGUGGCGCUCGAAAGAAUGCAGGCGGGUUUCGAGUUAGAUCGGUGGUUGACCCUCCCUCCUCCUCCUGCCCUUCCUCCUCCCUCUCCUCCUUCUCACUUCGCACGUAGGGAGCUGAGGCGUGCAUGGUUUGUUCGUGUGAGACAAGUGGUCAUCAGAGUGCUAUUGAUCGCUGUGGCGUGCGCUCUCUUUACCGUGGUGGGAACACAGCCGUCUGCUGUCUCCUCCUCCUCCUUCUUCUCCCCCCUCCUCCUCCGCCUCCUUCUCCUCCUUCUCCUCCUUCGUUUCACACUCGUGUGGAUGUCGGAUUCCGGCGGGAAGCAGAACCGAACAACAUUGCCGACAAACGAGUGAGCUCGGAGAUUGCCGGAGAUAUUUAUUUGGUGAGUGAACGCGCGCUGGUCGCCCGUGGGGUUGACGCCCACCUCUGUGCAGUCGUGUCUGUCUGUCGAUCGUCCCUCCAGUGUGUCAGCGAUCAAGCCGGUUGCCUCACACCGACUGCUAACAAAGGUAGCAAUGAUGAUGACCGUUGCCGACACCAACACCACCACCAUUGCCGCUACGACAAUGACGAUGAUGCUGACGACAAUGACGACGAC
This is a messenger RNA of Priapulus caudatus, 2891 nucleotides long. RefSeq names its product F-box/LRR-repeat protein 15-like. The record is from RefSeq and is a predicted model, not a curated record. The coding region runs from base 139 to 1092 and encodes 317 amino acids. The transcript has 6 exons. Lineage: Eukaryota; Metazoa; Priapulida; Priapulimorpha; Priapulimorphida; Priapulidae.